CAAUGAACGUCACCAGUUUCGGCUCAGAGAGGGAGACAGUCGCUACAUUAUCAGUAUUUUCCCAUUUCCUGCCGUAGUAAUUCCCUCAGGUGUCAGAUUCGUAAUGGAGAACAAACGGGAAGACUCACUGUUUUUAAAAUACGCCAAGGUUGUGAUGGUGGUGGCCCUGUAUUGGGUAGUAUCAAUCUCCAUGGUUUUCGUCAACAAGACCCUGCUGGGGGGCGCAGUGGGGGGCAAGACAGACGCACCCCUGUUUGUCACCUGGUUCCAGUGUGUUGUAACAGCUCUAGCCUGCUUCGGUGCCUCUAAGCUGACCAGACUGGCACCUCACCUCCUCUCUUUCCCCGAGCUUGGCCAGAUGGAGGGCAGCGUUGUUCGGAAGGUGCUGCCACUGUCGGUCAUCUUCGUGGGCAUGAUAUCGACCAACAACCUUUGCCUGAAGUACCUUGGGGUCGCGUUCUACUACGUCGGCCGUUCGCUCACCACUGUCUUCAAUGUUGUCUUCACCUUUUUUAUCUUAGGCCAACGGACCUCCAUGCCAGCGCUGGUGUCGUGUGCCGUCAUCGUGGGCGGCUUCUGGCUCGGCGUGGACCAGGAGAGCGUGUCAGGGUCGCUGUCGGUAAUGGGGGUUGUGUUUGGAGUUCUGGCGUCUAUAUUUGUGUCACUCAAUGCAAUAUUUACUAAGAAGAUUCUGCCAGCCUUGGAUGGAUCUGUGUGGAAAUUGUCUUAUUACAACAAUGUUCUGGCGUCUAUACUUUUCCUACCACUUAUGGCUGUGACGGGGGAGGGGCCAGCCAUUUACUCCCUCUUGACGGGGGCCACCACCACCACCACCACCGCCAGCACCACCACCACCACCACCUUUUGGGGGAUGAUGGUUCUCGGAGGACUUUUCGGCUUUGCAAUUGGAUAUGUGACUGGCCUACAGAUUCAGGUGACCUCCCCGCUGACCCACAACAUCAGCGGCACAGCGAAGGCAUGUACACAGACUGUCCUGGCGAUGUGGUGGUACCAGGAGGUGAAGACAGUGCUGUGGUGGUGCAGUAACUGGGUGGUGUUGGCAGGGUCCCUUGCCUACACCAGGGUGAAGCAACAGGAGAUGAAAAGGCAUCAUAGGAUUGCCCUGAAGGAGGCUGCGAGAGAUAAGGAAGAGAGUGAGCGACUGUCAAAGGGAGAGGAGGCAGCAACUUAAAGAAAACUCUCUCUCUCUCUCUCUCUCUCUCUCUCUCUCUCUCUCUCUCUCUCUCUCUCUCUCUCUCUCUCUCUCUCUCUCUCUCUCUCUCUCUCUCUCUCUCUCUCUCUCUCUAUCUCACUACGGUUGUGUAUUUUAUAUAUUUUUUAAUUAACACCCAUAAAAUAAUAAUAAUAAUAAUAAUAAUAGUAAUAAUAAUAAUAAUAAUAACAACAAAUUUUCUAUCUAUAUUUUCAAAAACUAACACUUUUUUUACAACAUUCAAUAUUUUAUGUAUAAAUUAAAUGAAGAUUGAUUAAAAUUUUUCC
Scylla paramamosain (green mud crab) is the source of this 1500-nucleotide messenger RNA. It is a transcript of the gene nac, whose product is annotated as GDP-fucose transporter 1-like. The coding region runs from base 104 to 1192 and encodes 362 amino acids. The transcript is spliced from 9 exons. Gene Ontology annotation, cellular component: Golgi apparatus. Gene Ontology annotation, biological process: GDP-fucose import into Golgi lumen; protein O-linked glycosylation via fucose. Gene Ontology annotation, molecular function: antiporter activity; GDP-fucose transmembrane transporter activity. Lineage: Eukaryota; Metazoa; Arthropoda; Malacostraca; Decapoda; Portunidae. The record is from RefSeq and is a predicted model, not a curated record.